AUGCCCCCUCCACAGAUCACCACCCGGGCUUGGCUGGGCAGGGGGAUGGGCUGCGUGGUCUCUCCAGCCGAGGCCAGGCUCCGGGAGGAGCUCCAGAGACCCCCAGGCCUGGUCCCCGGGGCCCAGCAUCCUGCAUGGGACAGCAGCCUAGGGAGCAGGGCAGGGGACAGAGCCCUGGAGCUCCGCACACAGCUGCAGUGCAUGGUUUGGAGGAACCUGGAGGAUCAGAACACAACAGGGCUGGAGGAUCAGAACACAACAGGCCCGGAGGAUCAGAACACAACAGGGCUGGAGGAUCAGAACACAACAGGCCUGGAGGAUCAGAACACAACAGGGCUGGAGGAUCAGAAACACAACAGGGCUGGAGGAUCAGAAACACAACAGGCCCGGAGGAUCAGAAACACAACAGGGCUGGAGGAUCAGAAACACAACAGGCCCGGAGGAUCAGAACACAACAGGCCCGGAGGAUCAGAACACAACAGGCCUGGAGGAUCAGAAACACAACAGGCCUGGAGGAUCAUAACACAACAGGCCCGGAGGAUCAGAACACAACAGGGCUGGAGGAUCAGAAACACAACAGGCCUGGAGGAUCAGAACACAACAGGCCCGGAGGAUCAGAACACAACAGGCCUGGAGGAUCAGACCACAACAGGGCUGGAGGAUCAGAACACAACAGGGCUGGAGGAUCAGAACACAACAGGGCUGGAGGAUCAGAACACAACAGGGCUGGAGGAUCAGAACACAACAGGCCCGGAGAAUCAGAACACAACAGGCCCGGAGGAUCAGAACACAACAGGGCUGGAGGAUCAGAAACACAACAGCUAUCACAGCUAA
Messenger RNA from Coregonus sp. 'balchen', 834 nucleotides. Lineage: Eukaryota; Metazoa; Chordata; Actinopteri; Salmoniformes; Salmonidae. The record is from the annotation of a GenBank genome assembly.